GGCGAACUCAAAUUAGUGUAAUCAUAUCAUUCGUUCAUCAUUAGAGUGCCUCUUGUGGUAUCCUCGUUGUUUGACAUUCUCAAUCUUCAAUACAUCUUUACACUAAUCUGCUCACAUAUCUGUCUCAAUGUCUUGUCCCGAUUGCUUCCUUGGUGAGGUCUCUAAGGGCCAGCCAACUGGAAAGGAACUUGAAAUACAUGGCGUCCAAACCUACGUUACUGGGCCCGAAGCUGGUGUCAGUCCCAAGGGGAUCAUAGUCUACAUUACCGAUGCAUUCGGCUAUGACUUUGUGAACAAUCGAGUCUUAUGUGACCAGUAUGCUAAAAGGGGCUUUCUGGUCUACUGUCCAGACUUUAUGAACGGCCGCUCCAUGUCUCCUUCGAUUAUUGCUCCUAUGCAUACCAUCUUAGAAAAGAAGUCAUGGCUCUAUACUAUCUUCGUCAAGCCAUUCAUACUUGUCAAGGUCCUCUACCACCUGAUCCCCUGGUUUAUGACGUGCAGCAUCGCCAAGACGGAGGCCGGCGUAAUCAAAUAUUUCACGGCUCUUCGGACCUCGCCGCCUCCUUUCCAGACUAGAGACUUGAAGAUUGGCGCUGCCGGAUUUUGCUGGGGUGGAAAGCACACCGUCACCCUCGCACAAGACUAUCCAGAUCACCGCGUCACCCGACACUCAUCCCAGAGCACCUCCUCGGCCCCUGAACCGCUUAUCGACGCCGCCUUCUUAGUGCACCCAACCUUCAUCAAGGUACCGGAGGACAUUGACGCAAUUAAGAUUCCCAUCUCCUGGUCCGUCGGCGAAGAGGACUUGCAGAUGAAGACUGAUGAUAUCAAGAAAAUGAAAGCUAUUCUCGAGAGCAAGCAAGACGCUGAGCACGAAGUCAUACUUAUUCCGGGUGCCAAGCAUGGCUAUGCAGUCCGCACCGAUCCUGAGGAUAAAGUUCAAAUGGCAGCAGCGGAGCAGGCGGAGCAGCAGGCUGUGUCGUGGUUCUCGCGGCGCUUCACUCGUACACCUCGUACCGAUGCUUCUCCCGUCGUACAGCGACCUGCCCAGGAUCAUUCAGCGAGCCUUUCUUCGGAAUCUUGAAUAUAAAUCGUGGCAACUUGCCCAAAGAUUGACCGGUCGGUGGUGAUUGAAGGAUAUCAUCUGUGUGGACUUGUUUACCACUUCAAUCCGAGCGUAACCGAACAAGAAGACUCAUGAGGUGAUAAUUAAAGAGUUCAUGAAGCGUAGUAUAUGCACAAGAGUUCCUCGUAUGCAGUGCUUCUUGUAAUAACGUGAAGGAUUUUGAUGUUAUAACCUUGGAAUGGCUUGAGUAGAAUGCGAACUUUACUGUAGAACAGGAAACUAGGAGGGCGCAGCUAUUAACGUCACUGACAACAGCCAGAGGAUUAUAAUUUAGGGUCUUAGUUCUGUCCAAAUCUUAUUUGCGACGCGUUGUUUAAUCUAACUAGGCGUUCGAAUCUACUCAUGUCGCUUUGGAG
Messenger RNA from Pseudovirgaria hyperparasitica, 1482 nucleotides. Its product is annotated as alpha/beta-hydrolase. Lineage: Eukaryota; Fungi; Ascomycota; Dothideomycetes; Acrospermales; Acrospermaceae. The record is from RefSeq and is a predicted model, not a curated record. The coding region runs from base 128 to 1084 and encodes 318 amino acids. The transcript is spliced from 2 exons. Gene Ontology annotation, molecular function: hydrolase activity.